CCUAUUAUCGAUAUGAACGGCACUAUAUUCGCUGUUUUGGCCGGCCGGCCAGAUGAUCCAACUUAUCUCGAAGCAGCCAACAAAAUGUUCAACGAAAUGGAGGCAGAAUCCAGCGCUACUAACAUCAAGGCAAAGUCGAAACAGCCUCAUCGCCGUGGACUGUUCACUGCUGUUAAUGUGGGGCUAUCAUACGGCAAGGGGCAGCCUGAACCCUCGAUGCUUAACAUCCAGGAUGAUUACCAGGACUUCAUUAGACGACUCAUUCUCCAGCCUUCAGUGCAGCGAAUUGCUGCUUUUGCUAGCGCAUCGUUCCAAUUGUGGGGCCCUCGAUUGUUUGCAUACUACAAAGACCAUCUAGACCGUCUCCAUCUACAGCUUGGAACAGCACCCUUAUUCUCACGAUCUAUCUUUCCCUGUGCCGCUUUCAACUUUGGCGGGAACGUAUGGACCUUUAAGCAUAAGGACGUGCUGAAUUGUCCCUUUGGAUGGUGUGCUAUUACUGCAUUAGGGAAUUUUGACCCAACGGCUGGUGCUCAUCUCAUCCUCUGGGAGCUGAAGAUGGUCAUUGAAUUUCCGCAUGCCGCUACUGUCUUCAUCCCUUCUGCGACAAUCACUCACUCUAAUACUUUGCCGGCUUCUGGGGAUCGACGGGUUUCGUUCACUCAAUUCUGCGCUGGAGGACUCCUUCGCUGGGUUGAUAAUGGUUUUCGUACGGAGGAGAUCUUAUAUCAAGAAAAUCUAGAAGCAUAUAGACAGAUGCAAGAGGCAAAAAACACCCGCUGGGAGCUAGGACUUAGCCUGUAUUCUUCUGUAGAUGAGCUUUUGUCGCCAGUGUCUGAAUAG
Desarmillaria tabescens is the source of this 843-nucleotide messenger RNA. RefSeq lists its product as uncharacterized. The record is from RefSeq and is a predicted model, not a curated record. The transcript has 2 exons. NCBI's taxonomy places the organism in Eukaryota, Fungi, Basidiomycota, Agaricomycetes, Agaricales, Physalacriaceae. The annotation marks the transcript as partial.